Molecule: messenger RNA, 1617 nt
Organism: Phytophthora infestans T30-4
Lineage: Eukaryota; Oomycota; Peronosporomycetes; Peronosporales; Peronosporaceae
Product: glycoside hydrolase, putative
Exons: 1
Coding region: 1-1617 (538 amino acids)
Molecular function (GO): hydrolase activity, hydrolyzing O-glycosyl compounds
Source: RefSeq, a predicted model, not a curated record
AUGAAGCUCGCUCGUCUUCUCGGCCUCGUGGCCGCGUCGUUCUCCACCUGCAGCGCCGGCAGCAGUUUCAUCGACUUCCGCUCCGUGGACGGCAAGCUCAAGGCCGACAACGAGACGUUCCACCUCAAAGGAAUCAACUGGUUCGGCGCCGAGACGAUCGAGCUCGCCGUGCAAGGUUUAUGGCCGUCCGCCACCUCUAUCGGCGAUGCCAUGGACCUCUUCGCUAGCUACGACAUCAACGCACUGCGUCUGCCCUUGGCUAUGGACUCGGUAAUGGACGAUCCGAAAGUCAAGAGCACCCAGACCGGAGGCAGUCCGUCCUUGGCCGGUAAAACGUACCUUGAGGUACUGGACGUCAUUGUGAGGGAAGCGCGUGCACGCAACAUCCUCAUUAUGUUCGACAGCCAUCGAAUUGAGGCUUCCGAGCCGGAUUUCCCGGACAUUGCCGUGCCUAACGACAUCACGCCGGCACUACAGAAACUCGCAACGCGGUACUGUACCGACCCGGGGGCAUGGAAUGUGUUCGCCAUGGACAUUAAGAAUGAACCUAAGGGCAAAGCCACAUGGGGCAAAGGCGACGAAGACACAGACUGGAACUUACAAGCCGCCAAGAUCGGCAACGCGGUGCUUAAGAAAUGUCCGCGACUUUUAAUAUUCGUCCAAGGCGUUCAGACGAAUAUUAAAGGAGUGAGUAUGAAAUGGGGACAAGCCGGUGGCUCGUUACAAGGCGCCAAGGACUACCCUGUCAAAUUGAGCAAUAUGGAGCGACUAGUGUACAGUCCCCACUUGAUCUCACCGGGGGUAGACUACAAGGCCCCUUGGUGGGGCGACUCGAGCUUUCCGGAUAACAUGCCGGAUAUAUGGGACGAAUAUUUCGGAUUCGUACCUAAGGAGACGGGUCAAGCUGUGGUUGUUGGGUCCUGGGGAGCUCAGAUGAAGGAGAAAAACAAACAAUGGGCGAAGGCUGUGUCGUCGUACUUAGAAGAAAAGUCGAUCGGAUCGUUCUAUUGGGCCUUUAACCCGCAGUCAGCGGACACGGGAGGGUUCGUCAAGGACGACUGGGCCACUCCUAUCGACGAACGUGCGGCUCUACUGGAGCUAUUGCCUACAACUAGUGUAGAAGACGUCGUUGCUAUCUUUGCCAAGUGCUCGAAAACUUGUGCGGGUAAUGGCGGAUGUGAAGGUGGUAAAUGUGUGUGCUACACUGGUUGGAGUGGUCCACAAUGUGAGAUCUGCUCGGAAGGAGACGCAAGUGCAUGUAACGACAUGGGUACAUGUUUGAGAAACAGCACAUGUGAGUGUGAAGACGACGCGAAUGGGAAAUACUGCGCUGGAACCGAGUGCGAUGAAGUCGAUUGUGGCGACGGCUCCAAUGCCGGAUGCUUCAAUGGCGAGUGCACGUGUCUUUACAACUGCGUGGGCAACUCGUGUGUCGUCUGUGCUGCCAACGAUUCGGCUCUGGAGGAUGCGUCGAACGGAGCAACAAUUCUCUGCGACGCGUGCGAUGCUCAAACUCACAAUGAUUUUUCAGCUGCUCAAGCAACGUCGACGGUCACAGUAGCAACCGCGGCGUUUGCUACACUCAGCUUGGUCCUCACUUUUUUCUAUCAAAUUUGA